CGUACGUUUACAUGUUCAAUGGCCAGUCAGUCGACCAUAGAUGUUCAUUAUGUAGUCCCUUAUCGCUGUCUAGUGAGAGUAGUCGUAUUUAGGUAUAUUUAGACAACAAUUUAUAAAUAGAAAUGAUUCAGAUGAUAUUACUAUCAGUCACUUGUUUACUAAUACUCAGUGGUGAAGUUUAUGGUGCUCCAAAGAAGAGGAAAACUUAUUCGGAAUUAAAGUCUUGUGAUCUCGGUAACUUGGCAGAGGAGAUUGCUUCAUACGAUACCGUUGUGAAGGACAUAAUAGAUUACGCCGUGACCGGACCAUUCAAAGGGAAGACCUACAAUGAAUUGGCUAAAUUUGUGGACAAGUUUGGUCCACGCCCUUCAGGAUCUCAGGUUCUUGAGGAUUCCAUCGAUUACAUGAUCGAAUUAACCCGCGAGGAAGAUAUAAAGGAUAUAAUAACAGAAGAAGUCAAGGUUCCUCACUGGUCGAGAGGAGAGGAGAAACUAACAAUGCUUGAACCAAGAGUAAAAGAUAUUGCUCUGCUAGGACUAGGAAUGAGUGUAUCCACUCCACCUGAUGGAAUUACAGCUGAAGUAAUAGUUAUAAGAAAUUUCACUGAAUUAGAAAAUAUUGGCGAAAAUAAUAUCAAAGGAAAAAUUGUUUUGUAUGAUCCUGUUUUCAUUACGUAUGGUAAAACUGUAGCAUAUAGAUCUCAAGGAGCAUCUAAAGCAGCAGCAAAAGGCGCUAUUGCUUCUUUAGUUCGUUCUAUUGCUCCAUUUUCUAUUAAUUCACCACAUACUGGAAUGCAAACAUAUGAGAAAAACGUUACAAAAAUUCCAACCGCUGCCAUAACACUUGAAGACGCUGAUUUAAUUAGAAGAAUUAUUACACGAGGAGAAAAGGUUGUUUUAAAACUCGAAAUGACAUCGUCCUAUGAUGAUAAAGUAUCACGAAAUACUAUAAUUGAUUUAAAAGGUCGAGAAAGAUCUGACAGUCUUGUAAUAGUUUCAGGACAUAUUGAUAGUUGGGAUGUUGGUCAAGGCGCUAUGGAUGAUGGAGGUGGUUUGUUUAUAAGUUGGGCGGUCCCAGUAAUUCUCCAACGUUUAAGUUUACGUCCAAAAAGAACUGUAAGAACAAUAUUUUGGACUGCAGAAGAAGUAGGAUUAGUUGGUGCAUAUGCUUAUGAAAAACAACAUAGAAACGAAAGUAAUAAUAUUAAUUUUAUAAUGGAAUCUGAUGAAGGCACAUUUGCCCCUCUCGGUUUGGCGGUAGGGGGUAAUCAGGAAGCUCGGUGCAUUAUUGCCGAAAUUCUAAAAUUAUUCCAAUCUAUCAAUGCUUCCACUUUAAUAGAAGAAGAUAGCCCAGGUUCUGAUAUAACUGUUAUAACAAGUAAAGGAGUUCCAGGAGCCAGUCUAUAUAAUGAUAAUUCGGAAUAUUUUUGGUUUCAUCAUACUGAAGGAGACACUAUGAAUGUUGAAGAUGAACAGGAGCUUGAUCAAGGAACCGCUUUCUGGACUGCAGUUGCUUACAUAAUAGCAGAUAUUUCUGUCGAUAUACCUCGAUGAUUUUUGUACACCUAUAAAAUAAUAUUUAUUAAUCUAUAGUUUUUAAUCUUAGUAAUAUCCAAUGUAUAAUUAGAAUAAUUUCAUUAAUUAAAUUAAAUGAAAUACAUAUCACUAAAUAUGUAUGUAACAAAGUAUUACUUGUUUUAUAGAGUAAAAUAAUUCGUGAAAUGUAAUAUGAUUGCAUAUAAGUACAUAAAUUUAUAAUUUAUUUCAUUAUUUUAUAAAUCAUAAAGGUUAUUAUUGAAUAAUGUAGCCAAAUCAGUACACACCCGUACUGUGUUCCGAAGCGAGUCACGGCACUAUUGAUCCCCUUGUAACUUCAUUAUGGAUAAAACAAGAAGUGAAUUUUUAGUGAUCAAGUGAACACAUUAUAACUGGUUACAUUGCCAAUAUACCUAAUUACAUAAUACCUAAUUAUUGCUAGUCAAAGUUCUUUUACUAGGUGUUUUUACUAGGAAUUUUUUACAUUUUAUAUUUUUCAUGAGAUAAAUAACAUCAAUCACAAUUACGCUAUUGACGUUCCACAUACUGGAAAUGUUUGGAUAUUCGUUAGUCUGGUUUAAACAGCUGACGAGAUUUGAAUGAAAAUUCUUGGUCACGUGAUUGCGGUUAAAAAUAGUGUAACAUAAAUAAAUGUUCUAAUUUUUCUUCGAUUAAGACCAAGAUGCAAAUAUAUUGUGAUUUCUAGUUUGGUUCACUAAACAGCUACAACAGGUAUUAUUAGAAAAAUACUUGUAACAUACUCUUUCACAAAAAAGGUGUUAUAAUAAAUACUUAACCCGUUUCGCCGGUUAGUUUAGUUCUUUCCCGUACAUUCAACUACAAUAGCGUUACAAAUUUAAUUGUUUAAAGUCGGACAAUGGAACAAAUUAACUAGUUAUGAAACUUUUUUGUUUUGUAUUAUAAAAUACCGGACCAAGCGGCAUAUGAAACUGAAUCUAUACUACGUAGGUAUGUAGUUAUGUACUGUAUGAUAUAUCCAUGUUAUUAAAAAAUAUCAUGACACUCAAUAUGCUUAAAAAUAAUGGUAACAUUGAUGGUGUAAUUGCUUCCACAACUUUACUUUCAGAUGGUCGCAGGUUUGGAUCCCAUACAGUUCAAAAAUAUAUAACAUGACUAUCCAUAUUAA
Galleria mellonella (greater wax moth) is the source of this 2682-nucleotide messenger RNA. Its product is annotated as carboxypeptidase Q-like. The record is from RefSeq and is a predicted model, not a curated record. Gene Ontology annotation, biological process: proteolysis; peptide catabolic process. The coding region runs from base 123 to 1553 and encodes 476 amino acids. Gene Ontology annotation, molecular function: metallodipeptidase activity. The transcript has 3 exons. NCBI's taxonomy places the organism in Eukaryota, Metazoa, Arthropoda, Insecta, Lepidoptera, Pyralidae.